Messenger RNA from Phragmites australis (common reed), 1040 nucleotides. RefSeq lists its product as uncharacterized. Lineage: Eukaryota; Viridiplantae; Streptophyta; Magnoliopsida; Poales; Poaceae. The transcript has a single exon. Bases 366 to 647 code for a protein of 93 amino acids. The record is from RefSeq and is a predicted model, not a curated record.
UGGGAUGGAUUAGCUGUUAGAGAUGCUCUGAUAAGCUGUAUGUACGCAAGUGACCGGGGAGUUGUAUUUCGCAUAGAUGGGUGGACACUGCACACCCCCACCUACAUAAAACCCCUUUACAGUUUUGCAGCAGCAAGAACCUUAGGUAGCUGCAGCUCUGAGCUUUUACCCGCUUUGACUCCACUCUACUCCACUGCCUCCGUUCCCCCCUCCCCUCCUCCUCCUCCUCCUCCUCCUCCCAACAGCUAGCUUAGCUCGAUCCGCACGUCAAAACCUUUUCCAUUUAGCUCGUUAGUUAAGCCUGCCGCGCCGCGUCACCGAUCGUCACCACCGGUCGCUGCACGCGCUGAGGUUGCGUGCGCGUCAUGAGGAGGCGGUGGUCUCGCGCGGCGGUGGUGGCGUGCUUAGUGCUCCUCGCGGCCGCGUGCGCCGCGGAGUCGCGCGCCGUGCCGGGCACCAGAAGCGAGGGGGGUGGCAGCGAGGCGGCAGCGGCGAGCAGCGGCAGGAGGAGCGCGUUUGACGUCAUGGUCGUCGGCCUCGUCAGCAUCGGGCUAGGCCGGCGGUGGCGCGCCGGCGGCGGGGACGAGCUGGUGGACGAGGACAAGCGCCGCGUGCCGACGGGCCCCAACCCGUUGCACAACAGAUGAGUAGCUACCUUAGCUGCUCGUUACUGUGCGUGGCCUGGCCGGCCGGCGCGUCCAUUGCCAUCGCUGGGGCCUGGGCGCGCGCGCAAGCUGGUCUUGGUGCGUGCGCGCGCGCGUGCAUGGCGAGGAGGAGAAGAAUGAGAAGGAGAAGAGAGGAGCGUGUAGUAUUACUAUUCUCUUCUGCUUCCCUUUCUUCUUUUUUCCCUAGUUUUUUCCCACUUUGUCUAAUUUUAUUGCUGUUUUUUUCCUUGUAUUUGAUUGGCUUGCGAAGUGGACAGCAAGGCUAUUAUGUUGAUUGAAAGAGAUAGAGAUAUGAGUAUAGGGUUUCUAGCUUGCUUACAUCUAGACAUAUUUUCAUUUCCUUGAUCUAUUAUUUCUGCUGGAAUAUUGAUUGUA